This is a messenger RNA of Talaromyces proteolyticus, 1635 nucleotides long. Its product is annotated as putative NADPH oxidase. Bases 1 to 1635 code for a protein of 544 amino acids. The record is from RefSeq and is a predicted model, not a curated record. Gene Ontology annotation, biological process: defense response; superoxide anion generation. Gene Ontology annotation, molecular function: superoxide-generating NAD(P)H oxidase activity. Lineage: Eukaryota; Fungi; Ascomycota; Eurotiomycetes; Eurotiales; Trichocomaceae. Gene Ontology annotation, cellular component: NADPH oxidase complex; plasma membrane. The transcript has 2 exons.
AUGAAUUGGAGGGCACAGUUCACAAAGAGCAAGCUGCUCUUCUAUUUCUUCUUCUGGGGUGGACACAUUGGACUUUUUGCUCUCGGAUGGUAUUUGCAAUCAAGUAACCACAACCUAGACGCUCUCAACAAGUUGAGGUAUUCGGUAUGGAUUUCACGAGGCGCCGGUCUCUGUCUCAGCGUGGAUGGCGCUUUGAUUAUUUUCCCCAUGUGUCGAACUCUACUCAGAUACGUGCGGCCCAAAAUUCGAUGGUUCCCAUUAGAUGAAACGCAGUGGUUUCACCGUCAAGUGUCUUAUUCCUUGCUGAUUUUCAGCAUCAUUCAUACCGCAGCCCACUAUGUUAAUUUCUACAAUGUCGAGAAGGAUCAACUUCGCCCAGAGACUGCUAUUCAAAUUCACUAUACCCAGGCCGGUGGUAUCACAGGACACGUGAUGCUGUUGUGCAUGCUGCUCAUGUACACUACCUCCCACCGAAGGAUUCGACAACAGUCGUACGAGACGUUCUGGUAUGUGCAUCACCUGUUUGUUCCAUUCAUGCUGGCCCUUUACACCCACGCGACUGGCUGUUUUGUCCGCGAUACAACCGACCCAUACUCACCAUUUGCCGGUUCCAACUUCUGGAACCACUGCCUGGGAUACGAAGGAUGGAGGUGGGAGCUAUGGGGAGGAGUAAUCUAUAUGCUGGAGCGUCUGUACCGAGAGAUUCGCGCCCGUCGUGACACUGAAAUCUACAAAGUCAUCCGUCACCCUUAUGAUGCAAUGGAAAUCCAAUUCUGCAAACCCAGCAUGAAAUACAAAGCAGGCCAGUGGAUUUUCAUCCAAGUACCUGAGGUCUCAAACACCCAAUGGCACCCUUUCACAAUCACCUCUUGCCCCUUCGAUCCUUAUAUCAGCAUCCAUGUCCGCCAGGUUGGUGACUUCACUCGUGCCCUCGGUGACGCCCUCGGUUGCGGUCCCGCCCAAGCCAAAGACCUGGAAGGCCUCGACCCCUUGGGUAUGUACGAAAUCGCGAUGCAAAACGGACAACAAAUGCCUACCUUACGUGUCGAUGGACCUUACGGAGCCCCCGCCGAGGAUGUCUUCGACAACGAAGUCGCCGUGCUCAUUGGCACAGGAAUAGGUGUCACCCCAUGGGCAUCGAUCCUCAAAAAUAUCUGGCAUCUCUGCGGCGGACCCAAUCCUCCCCGCCGUCUGCGCCGUGUAGAGUUUAUUUGGAUAUGCAAGGACACAAACUCCUUCGAAUGGUUCCAAGCCCUCCUUUCCUCUCUCGAGCAGCAGUCCGCCAUGUCUGCGAGCACCCAGGGCGGGCCUGAAUUCCUACGCAUUCAUACCUAUCUCACCCAAAACCUUGAUCAGGAUACAACCGCAAAUAUCUACCUCAACUCUGUGGGCACAGAGCUUGACCCUCUCACCGAACUCAAGUCACGCACCAACUUCGGACGCCCAGACUUCAAAAGGCUUUUUGGCGCCAUACGUGAUGGCCUACUCGAUCAAACCUAUCUUGCCGGUCUGGAGAGAUCCGAAGUCGGUAUAUACUUUUGUGGACCCAAUUCGGCAGCACGAGAAAUUCGCGAGGCAGCUCAAGAGUCGUCGACGAGAGAUGUUAUAUUUAAGUUCUGGAAGGAACACUUCUAA